Cylas formicarius (sweet potato weevil) is the source of this 7407-nucleotide messenger RNA. RefSeq names its product phosphofurin acidic cluster sorting protein 1 (gene KrT95D). NCBI's taxonomy places the organism in Eukaryota, Metazoa, Arthropoda, Insecta, Coleoptera, Brentidae. The record is from RefSeq and is a predicted model, not a curated record. Gene Ontology annotation, biological process: protein localization to plasma membrane. The coding region runs from base 222 to 2570 and encodes 782 amino acids. The transcript is spliced from 14 exons.
CAGUCAUAAAUGGUUGUUGUCGGUAUUUGUAACGGUUGGAGAAGAUAAAAUUUAGUAAUGUAUUGGUAUUAUUCUGUUUCGAAAUACGGGGACUAGCCUCAUUACUAUCGCUUAAAUUGAAAAAAUGAAUUUUUGUUUGAAAACUGGUUUCGAGACUAUCUCGCCACCGAAAAGUGACUCAGUUCUGUGUUUUCUUUUGCAAGCGUGUGUACAACAAUAAGAUGGGCGAAAAACCAAAUAGAACAUUAACUGGCACGGCCGCUUCUGCUCCUAAGAUGCGGCUUUACGCAACUUGGGUUGAUAGGACCCCAUCAAAUUGUAUACCCAGGCUUUGCUCCUUAACACUUACAAGGCUUCAAAUCCUGAAACCCUUAGGUUCAGAAGUAGCCAGUAUAUCUGUGGCCGUAAAAAUUCAGUCGAGUAAACGCACAUUGAGAUCAAACGAGCUAAUUUUACAUCCCAAUGGAAGCUUUGAUAGUCCAUUAGAUGUAACAUUUUGCUUACAAUAUCCUCAUUAUCUAAAAAGGGAGGGUAACAAGCUGCAUCUUCUCUUGCAAAGAAGAAAGAAGUAUAAGAAUCGAACCAUAAUGGGAUUCAAAACUUUGGCCUCAGGCCUUAUCCGGAUGGACCAGGUCCUUCAAAAACCCAUGGACCUAGAAUUGGAAUUAACCUCCGACGCUGGCGGUAAAGACAAGGGUUCAAGCCCGCUGGCCCGACUACACAUAAUACAACUUAGUUCCACUCCCAUCGAUCAAGAUCAUAAGACUGACCGUGAUCACGACUUCAGUGAGGAGGAUGAUGAAAUAUCAUCGGGGGAGGAAGAACAGGGCGAUCUAUCCGAUAGCGAGCCGAUACGAAGAAAACUCCCGCAUACAAGACAUAAUUUGAAGCAGCGAUUUGUGUCGUUGUUGCGACGGUUCCGUGUUCCUGAUACAGAAGGUGGCCGGGGGGCUGACCUAGACAACCCAAGUGAUAUUCAAGCGCUGUUUCAAGAGUUAGAGUCGUUAAGUUGUGAUGAAGAUUCCGGUGCCGAGCAAGACACUAUGUCCAUUUCCAGUACACCGAAACCUAGUUUGCGUCCAUUUUUUAGCAGUAGUCGAAGUUUGUUGGACUCCAGUAAUAUACCAUUUAUUGAAGCUGAAAAGGUUGCAGAAGAAAAAACAUGUUCUGGCAGUGAUGGCAAUGCAGAUAUUUGUUUCACUGAUCCAGAAGCGCAGAGUGAUCCACAGACAGGAUCACCUCCAAGAGAACAAUCUGCCGGUUCACGCAAACACACGGCCGAGAAUGACUUUUCGAAUAUUAUGCAGGAGCUUAGCGAGAAAAAAUCUAAAUUGUUCAGGUCUUCAGCGUCGUCUGCCAAGAAAAAGAAUUCGCUUAGUGUGAGCUCUGACACGCCUGUUCCUGAAGUUACAGUGCGUAAAGGUUUUCUUGAUCAAAUAUCGAGGAUAUUACCAGCAGAGGAAAACAUACUUCCGGAGUAUGUAACAUUUCUAUGCGCCCCAGAAAACAUAGCAAGUGUGGUUGUGAGCCGUUUAAGUCCGCAUCAUAAAAUUUUUCAACCUAUAUCUGCUGUGGAAGUAAAAGCUGUGAUUGGCGCCCUUUUCUUGAAAAUACAUAAAUAUUGCAAUAGUUGCGCUAAACCAGGGAGUGCCGUAAAGUUAGUGUUGAUGGGUGGUGAUACAUUAAUAGGGUGGUUUGUGAGACCCUAUGUGGAGAUUCUAUCAAGUAAACCGUCCGAAUGGUUAUCCUACACCCGUAUAUUUGUUGUACCUAUAGGAAUUUGUGGCGUUAGCAGACAUUUGUCAACAUUGGAUCAAGCAUAUAUGUCAUUGUUUCCAGUUGAAGCAGAAUCAAAAGGCGACGAACUUAUACAGAGAUUGCUCAGAUACAUAUCAGUACCUUCGUCGGCGCCGCUUGCUCAUUUACCUAUUGGCGAAGCCAUGCUGACCUGUUACGAUGAAAAUAGUCAAGUCUUCAUUCCAUUUGUUAACGAAGUUAGAGUUGGUCCCGCAGAAAAUAUACUGUCAGUAUCUGUGGACAUGGAUGACAUUUGUUCAAGCCCACCGGCACCUUCUGUCACUCCUCCUUCCUCUCCUAAUGUCCAGGUUCGCGAUUCGCCAUGGGAACCACUCGAACUACAAAUCGAUUACUGGCAAUUGCCAAAAUUCUGUGAAACAGCAGCUAAGGCUGAUAAAGACAAAACUAAGCAAGAAGGAAAAGUAUCUUUGAAGAGCAUGUUUCGAGGUCUACAAGCCUCACCCACUCCUGCGUCUGGUCUAAGUCUAACUAUGCAUAUGGCAAGCAAGGAAAAGAAGCAGAAAAUUAUGAGACUAGGUAAAAAAAAGGAAAAGGAAAAGGAGGUUGAACCACGCAGUCAAAACGUGGAAGGGGUGUCGCGACUCAUAUGUUCUGCUCGUGCGUCUCAUACCUCUCCGCUAAAAGUGUAUAUCGAUGGAGUAGAGUAUAGCAAUGUGAAGUUCUUCCAGUUGAACUCAUCUUGGCAGACUCACGUUAAGAACCUUCCGGUAUCACUUAUUGGUGUUCCGUUGGCCAGCACCGAAAUGAACUGAGGUUAAACCCUAUCCGACACGCAGUCUCAACAACAGCAAGUAUUCCUAGAUAGUAAUUAAGUGUAGUGCGUUACUUGGUCUAAUGAAAACAAUUCUUAUUGAUGCAGUGCAACGACUAGGACAUCUAUUCAUUCAUUCAUUCAUAGCAGCAUUAAUAGUAAAUCAACGUGAUAUGGGAUUGAUAUAUCCAAAAUGAUAAAUUAUAUUGUUCAAUUAGGUAAAGCUCCUCCACCCAUGUUAUGAGAUAAUACUUAGGAAAAUAUACUUUCCUGUGAUGAAAUUAUCUGAGGUUAAAACUGAGCUGAAGACUUAUUUCAUUAGAUCAAUUUUUACAUAUAAAAAAUGUUCGUGCUAUUUAUUCAAUUUUGCUUCGCUUCCCGUUUUAGUAACCAUAAUACAAGCGUUAAUGAUUGCUUCUAGUCAUGGGUUGUAUGCCCGGCGCUGACAAUAUAAUAUUUUGUUAAAGCUCAAAAACUAAUAAAAGUAUAUACAUAUACCUUUAAUGAAGAAAUUAUAGACUUAAUGUUAAGAAUACUCUGUAUGUGAUAUAGUUGUAGUAGUUGUAACUUCAUAUCAAGGGUAAGCUUGUAAGAAUUAGAGAUGUGUCCUAGAGGACAUUAGGCUGAAACUAAUAUUAAAAUAGAUACUUGCACUGGUAUUUUGAUUUGGUUUAGCUUUUUGUUUUUAGUACCGAAUGGAUUUGAUUAAGUUUGUAGUUGAACUAAUUGAAAGCAAAUGAAUUCGAACAUUAAAAAAAAUCAUGUCGAUAUUAAAAUUUGUAAAUUGAGAUUUUAGAUUUUCUUUAUUUUCGGACAUCGCUAUGAAACACAAAAAGUGUCCGAAAUUUGAAGCUGCCAACUUCAAAUUUGGCAGCUUAGCCUCAUGACGAAAAUUGGGUCGGGAAGUAUUUUAAAAAAAUUAAAAAUCGCGUUUAGAAGGGUCCAAGAAAAACGUCAAUUAUCCAAAAACCGUUUAUGCAAUCGAAAAAUUUCUUAAAGGAAAAGAUCCAUGAGAUUAAGUGGUAUUACCCUCUAUCCCUGAUAAUUUUCAAAAAUAUAGAGGGUAUGCCCGGUAUUACGCAAAAAACUGAAAAUUGGGGUCCCCUUAUAAUGGUGAUUGACGAUCAUUAAGAAGAGCGUGCUUCAGUUGACAGUUUCUUUUACAUGGUGAUAGAGACCGCAUAGACAGCUAAAACUUUUGCAUUUAAGGUUUUCAUCUAUUGUACAGGGUGUUCACUCUAUUCCAUGCUAGAAAUGUAGCAAGUGUCUUAAAUUUCAAGCUAUCAAUUUUCAAUUUAGCAGGGAGGUAGAAGUUAACACUUACAUUUAAACUGUUAAAACUGGUCGCCACUGAAUAUCGCGAAGUAUUAAAAAAAACGUUAUUUUGUCUCCCAAAAAAAAAUAUUUUCUCGAAAACUAUUAUCCCGAUCGGCAAAAUUCCUGAACCAAAGAACCCGGAAGAUUCGGUGCUAUAACUUUUAUUUCAAGCAUUUUUUCUAUUAUAUACAGGGUUUUUCAAUUAUAGACAAAAAUCUAAGACCCAUGAAAAUUGUUCUUUUCCAGAGUAAAUUAUUUGCCGAUAUGGUUAGUUGGUUUAGCGCCACAUCGAGAGCUAUAAUUGUUGUAUAUAUGCUUUCAUUACGCUACUCGAGAUAUUUAAAAAAAUCCAUAUGAAAAUCGCAAUUUCUAGCACUCAAUCUAGACGAAAUGACGUUAUUCACUAUUACGCUGUACUGCAUAGUUUCAGAAAAGAAUUCUUUUCUCGAAAACCAUUUGCUCUUUUGAAAAAAUUCAUGGACUAGGAAACGUGGGACAUUCAGGGCUAUAACCUUAACUUCGAUUAUUUUUUAAAUCAUAUAGAGGGUGUUUGGUUUAUGGGCAAAAAAUCUAAAAAAGCCUGGAAAUUCCGAUUUUUGUGGGUAAAUUAUUGGCUGUACUUGAAAAAUGUACAUUAGUUUAAGCAGUAUCGUAAACUGUGUCGAGAGCUACAAUUUUCUGAUUUACAAUUUUAUAUUUACUAAAGUUUUUUAUGAUUUUGAAUUUCGGCUGCUGUGAAAGGUACUUCAUACGGGGUGUGCGCAUAAUAAAAUAAUUUGCACCUUUUUUAUACUACACGGACCGCACAACAUUGGCGGACAUUUUCUUUUUCGAUUUUCGGCUCUUUUUUGAACAUCCCUAUGAAACAAAGUAAAAUUUGAAGCUUGAUUGGGAGCUGUGGGUGAUGAUUUGUAGGGGUUUGAACUAACAUUUGGAUCAAUAGUGUACCGUGACCAUUGGAUACAAUUUAAUGAGAGCUGCUCCAAUUCAUUUCGGAAAUAACCGGCUAAAUUUAGCAAAACACGCUGUUGUUUAUGUUAUAUGGUCCAGGCUCGUAAUUUCUACUUUUGAUUGGAAGCGCAAAAGUUGUAUUCUCCUUCUCCUCGAGCAACAGUCGUUCAAGCCAAAAAUAUUUUUUAAAGAUUGUAGCUGCAUUUUAGGUACUGUAAAACUUUUCAUUCAGAUUCGAUAAAUUUCAAUUUGGAAAAUAAAAGCUAGAUCGCAACGUUUUUAAAUUGCGACUAACAGUUCACUGGCAUGUUAAAAAAGGUGUUCCAAGUUGUUUACGGAAUGUGGUAAGUAAGCUUGUAAUGCCGUAUAAAAACUCAAUUGGAUUGUCGGCUGGAAAACACUCAAGACUCAUAUUAGGCAUACAUCUGAUUGAUAGAGAAAGUAUAUAUACGUCUAUGAAUCUUUUCCAAUUAUUUACGAAGUUUGGUAUAAAAUAUAAGUUUUACCCAAGUUUAAAGUAUUGAACUGAGGAGGCUUUUACUUCAUGAAAAUCCAUUUAUCAAAAUAAAUAAGAAUUAAAAGUUCAGAUUUUCACGAAAUUAUAUAUUUUGACAUGACAAUUGUUUCGACAACACUGUCUUUAUCAAAUAUCAACAUUUGAUAAAGACACGGUGUUGUCGAAACAAUUCUCAUGUCAAAAUAUAUAAUUUCGUGAAAAUCUGAACUUUUAGUUCUUAUUUAUUUUGAAGUUUAAAGUAGCUUUAAAUUUGACAAUAUCAAAAAAUGUUAUUAAAAAAAGUUGAUCAGAACUAAAAACUAACCUGGAAAAACAGAUCUGGUGGUGGUGGUGGCGCUUGCUUAAUAUUGUUUCUAUUUUUAAUGAACAUUCUCUUGGGAUAAAUGAAUAGAAAAAAAUAAAUACAAAUUUAAUUUUCACACAUCUUGUUCAAUGCAAAUCAACCUCUUGUUUCUACUCUUCUAGCAGAUCAAAAAAAAUCAGAUAACUGUGGAUAACGUUUCAUACGUUCAAGAUACAGACCACCAGUGAUAAUGUUGUGAUGCGACAGUUUUAUUAGACGAGAAUGUUGUCUCAUCAGAAAAAAAAGGGGUCAUCUAACUCUUUUCGGAUGAGCAUUGUCACAGUAUAUUUAUUUACAUUUUUUUGCAUUAACAGUUUGUGAGCGUUUACAUCAAACCUAUUUUCAAAACUUUCAGUAUUCUUGAAUGGAUUAAUUAUUUUCGUAACAGCUAAAUAGAUAAUCUUUUAAUUAGGAUGUCUAUUAUUAUUUUUUAUUAUUUUCUCCUACAAUCAAGACCUUCACUCCUUAACAACCCUAUUUAUGGCUAAAAUUCUUACACGUUUUGACGGUUACAGACAUUUGUUGCUAUCAAACAUUCGUUAUUUUGUUGGUCCAUCCUAGAUUACAAUAAAAUUGGAAUUUAUAACUAAAUAAAUUUUUUAGUUUUUACUUCUGAUCAACUUUUUUUAAAUAAAAUUUUUCGAUAUCGUCAACUUUAGUUGCAUCAAAAGUUUGUCGGAACCAACAAGACAAAAAUCAUAAUCGCAGCAAAAUGUUUUACCAGUAUUCGAGUUGUUUUCUUGCUUUUGUGGCCUUUUUCCGAAAUUUCACAAGUAUACCUACAGGGCGUUUCAAAAAACAUCUGCCUCACGUAAAAAUAAAACGUAUAGGUAACCUACGCGCCACUGACUUUUAUAGCAAAAUUAAGAAGGCUGUCUGUUGCCUGUUAAAAGCUACCUCGAGUUCGUUUGUCGAUUUCGACCUCUUUAAUGCGGUAAAUGCAAUUUUAUUUAUCUCUGUUCAUUUAUACCUAAUCCUCAAAAAAUCCUGAUCUAAAAGUUGUCAUUGUCAUUAACUUCCCAAAGUGUUGAAAAUUAAAAUUUUAAUAUUUUUUGUUUUUUAUAAAAACUCUUUAACUCUGUAGUUGAUAUAAAAAAGAGUCUUAUUUUUUCGUGAAGAACCAGCGAUGGCACAUGUUUUUUGAAACACCCCGUAUAAGGUUUAAAUUUGUUUGCAACGUAACCUUUUUCGCCGUUCGAGCACUCGUUAACUUAAAAUUUUUAAGUUUAUCACGCUGAAUUAUGGUAUUUAUUUGAAAAGAAUUAUAUUUUUGUUCUUUUAUAAGGUAGAUUAUAUAUUAUUGUUUUUGAUCGCGAAUUGUAGUUUUAUCUUGUUUCCACUGAUCUUCGCCGACAGCUUAUUAUUUGUGACUUCCUUAUUAGUAGAAUGUAAAUAUAUUUUUUCAUAAUUUUAUAUGAAGAAAAAGGCGGAAAAUUAUUUCAGCGUUCUUAAAAUUUUAAAUAAGUAUAAAUAUUAGAGUAUAAUAUUAGAAAUAUGCAGGAUUAAUAAAAUUUUGGGCAGUGGCGUAAAUUUAAUUGGUAAAAUUAAUUUUGAUGCUAUUAGGCAUCUUAAAAUUGAAAAAAAAAACACAAUGAACAUUAAAUUAUCUGAAUACAUUUGAAUUGUUAGAAGAUUUUGUUAAUCCUGUGUAGAUUUUCUAAUUUUAUGAUUGUGUAGACUGCAUUUUGGAAAUAAAUUGGUUAUUAGAUU